CCGGGGCGAAGGUUUCUCCACCGUUGAGAAACCUUUCACCGAGAAAUAUUCAUCAUCAAUGGCGGACUCGCCGGAGAAUUCACCUCCUUCCCCGGAAACCCCCAAUGCAGGUUCGCCGUCAAAUGAGACAUCUCCGCCGUCAAAUGGGUCAUCUCCGCCGUCACCAGUCGCUCCGUCUCCACCGUCCCCGAAUUCUGCUCCUCCGCCAAACAACAAUAUCUCGGCUUCUCCACCGCCGCCGAGCCAGGAAACCUCACCUCCUCCUCCGUCGUCUUCAUCACCACCAUCUCCGCCGGCUGUAGGUAAUCCGCCACCGCAAACUCCAGAGAUUCCUUCUCCGGUUACGCCACCGGCACCGCCUCAAACACCGUCGAACCAAGCACCUCCUUCACAAACACCAUCUCCUCCUUCUCCUCCUCCUGGUGCCAUUGACGACCGUAACAGAACCAAUGGUAGCAACGUCUUCACACCGUCUCCACCGUCCGGGAACAGAAAUUCCAGCGACGGUGGCUCACCUUCACCGCCUCGGUCAAUUAGCCCUCCUCGGAAUAGUGGAGAUUCAGACGCAUUAUUACAACCAGGGGAACAAGCCAACAUUGGUUUGAUUAUUGGAGUCCUUGUCGGAGCAGGGCUAUUGCUUCUUCUUCUUGUGCUUAUUUGCAUCUGUUGCAACAAGAAGAAGAAGAAAAGAUCCCCUCAAGUCAACCACAUGCACUACUACAAUAACAGUCCCUUUGGAGCUCCCAAUGGAAAUGGUGGUUAUUACAACAAUGGAACACGUCAAGAUCAUGUAGUGAAUAUGGCUUCUCAAGGUGGUGGGAAUUGGGGACCACAGCAACCUGUGUCCGGUCCUCAUAGCGACAGUUCAAACUUAACCGGUCGGACCGCUGCUACACCGUCGCCUCCAGCUGUGACUCUUGGUCAUAACCAAAGCACUUUUACUUACGACGAACUGUCCAUUGCAACAGAAGGUUUUUCUCAGUCAAAUUUGCUAGGACAAGGAGGAUUUGGGUAUGUUCAUAAAGGGGUUUUGCCUAGUGGCAAAGAAGUUGCAGUGAAGAGUCUUAAACUUGGGAGUGGACAAGGAGAACGCGAGUUUCAAGCAGAGGUUGAGAUUAUUAGUCGUGUCCAUCAUCGCCAUCUCGUUUCUCUUGUUGGAUAUUGCAUCUCUGGUGGUCAAAGGCUUUUGGUUUACGAGUUUCUACCUAAUAACACUCUUGAAUUCCAUCUUCACGGAAAGGGUCGUCCUGUUUUGGAAUGGCCUACACGAGUGAAGAUUGCAUUGGGAUCAGCUAGAGGCCUUGCAUAUUUGCACGAAGAUUGUCAUCCUCGCAUUAUCCAUAGAGAUAUCAAAGCAGCAAACAUUCUUCUUGAUUUCAGUUUUGAAACCAAGGUGGCAGAUUUUGGAUUAGCUAAGCUAUCUCAAGACAACUAUACUCAUGUCUCCACUCGUGUCAUGGGAACUUUCGGAUAUUUAGCUCCAGAGUAUGCGUCAAGUGGCAAGCUAUCCGACAAAUCUGAUGUUUUCUCUUUUGGAGUAAUGCUUCUUGAGCUCAUAACCGGACGGCCUCCUGUGGAUCUAACUGGAGAAAUGGAAGAUAGUUUGGUUGAUUGGGCAAGGCCUCUGUGUUUGAAAGCAGCUCAAGAUGGAGAUUACAGCCAAUUAGCAGAUCCACGUCUAGAGACGAACUACAAUCAACAAGAGAUGGCUCGAAUGGCUUCUUGUGCAGCUGCAGCCAUCAGACACUCCGCAAGAAGACGACCUAAGAUGAGCCAGAUUGUACGAGCACUAGAAGCAGAUGUAUCAAUGGACGAUCUAAGUGAAGGAGGGAAACCAGGACAAAACACGUAUUUGAGCCCAGGGAGCGUGAGCUCGGAGUAUGACGCGAGCUCGUACAGUGCAGACAUGAAAAAAUUCAGGAAAUUGGCAUUAGAGAGUAAAGAGUAUCAAAGCAGUGAAUAUGGUGCAACAAGUGAGUAUGGCUUGAAUCCUUCUGCUUCAAGUAGUGAAGAAAUGCAUAGAGGUUCAAUGAGACGCAAUCCUCAGUUUUGAAAAACCAAACACACGCACACACACACACUUCUCAUAUAUUAAAACUUUCUAUCUCUCUGCCUUCAAAUCUGUUGCUAAGGCUUUGUUCUUUUGUUUGUUUCAUU
Eutrema salsugineum is the source of this 2157-nucleotide messenger RNA. RefSeq names its product proline-rich receptor-like protein kinase PERK5. The transcript has 8 exons. Lineage: Eukaryota; Viridiplantae; Streptophyta; Magnoliopsida; Brassicales; Brassicaceae. The coding region runs from base 59 to 2053 and encodes 664 amino acids. Gene Ontology annotation, molecular function: ATP binding; protein kinase activity. The record is from RefSeq and is a predicted model, not a curated record. Gene Ontology annotation, biological process: protein phosphorylation.